Aspergillus steynii IBT 23096 is the source of this 2682-nucleotide messenger RNA. Its product is annotated as translation termination factor GTPase eRF3. The transcript has 2 exons. Gene Ontology annotation, cellular component: translation release factor complex. Gene Ontology annotation, molecular function: GTPase activity; translation release factor activity; GTP binding. The record is from RefSeq and is a predicted model, not a curated record. Gene Ontology annotation, biological process: translational termination; translation; nuclear-transcribed mRNA catabolic process, deadenylation-dependent decay. NCBI's taxonomy places the organism in Eukaryota, Fungi, Ascomycota, Eurotiomycetes, Eurotiales, Aspergillaceae. The coding region runs from base 102 to 2246 and encodes 714 amino acids.
CGCUUCUUUCUUUCUCUCCCUCUGACCCCUUCUCUCCUUUGCCUAUUGUCCCUCGUUGGCUGUCUUGCUUUGUCUGUGAAUUUCCGCGUUUACUCGACAACAUGGCCGACCAGACUCCUGACUCGUGGGAGGAUGAACUCUCCCGACAGACCGAGGGCGUUAACCUGAACCAGAACGCACAAUAUCGCCCUCAGGCUCAAGCGCCUUCCUUCCACCCCGGCGCUGCGUCCUUCCAGCCUGGUGCUGCUUCGUUCGUGCCCGGCCAGUCCUACGGAGGCUAUGGCGGUUUCCCUCAGUACGGUCAGCAGUACGGCCAACAAGCCUACGGAGGAUACCAGGGCUAUAACCAGCAGCAGGCCUAUGGCCAAUUCGGUGCCUACGGUCAGCAACCCGGUGCUUUCCAGCAAUACCCCGGUUACAACCAACAGCAGCCUAGCCAGGCUGCCCCGGCCGCUCCCCAGCAGCCCAAGGCCCCAGUGAACACUCAGCCCGUCCAGCCCGCCGCCGCCCCCGCUGCUGCUCCCCCCAAGGCCAAGGUUCUGUCGAUCGGUGGCGCCAGCAACUCCCAGGCCGCCCCGAAGACGAAGGUUCUCUCGAUCGGCACUCCCUCGCCCGCUCCUUCGAACACCCCUCCCUCCGGAACCGCUACUCCCGGCGACUCCAAGGGCGCCCAGGCUGCCACGGCUGCCAACAAGGUGACCGCCAGCAAGGCGAUCGACAAGACCGAGAAGAAGGCGGAACAGAAGGCUACCGCCAGCGGCAAGUCCUCUCCCACUCCUUCGGGCCGUUCGAGCCCUGGACGGUCCAGCCCGUCGCGGGGUGAAGCCGCAAAGGCUGCCCGUGAUGCGAACGCCGUCGCGAUGGAGCAACAAGCGGAUGUGGAUGAGUCGACACUGAAGGAAAUCUACGGUGAAAAGAAGGAGCACGUGAACAUUGUGUUCAUCGGACACGUCGAUGCUGGAAAGUCCACCCUGGGUGGAUCCAUCCUCUACGUCACUGGUAUGGUGGAUGAGCGAACUCUGGACAAAUACAGGAGAGAUGCCAAGGAAGCCGGUCGUGAGACUUGGUAUCUUUCGUGGGCCCUGGAUCUUACCAACGAGGAACGUGCCAAGGGUAAGACUGUCGAGGUUGGUCGUGCUCAUUUCAAGGUCGACGUGCCGUCGCCAGAGGGAACCAUUGAGCGUCACUUCUCUAUCCUGGAUGCCCCCGGACACAAGUCUUAUGUCCAUCACAUGAUCGGUGGCGCUUCGCAAGCCGAUGUCGGUGUGCUUGUUAUCUCUGCCCGUAAGGGUGAAUACGAGACGGGAUUCGAAAAGGGUGGUCAGACCCGUGAGCACGCCUUGCUUGCGCGAAACACGGGUGUUCAGAAGCUGGUUGUUGCCGUCAACAAAAUGGACGACCCGACUGUGGAGUGGAGCAAGGCUCGAUUCGAUGAGUGCACUGUCAAGGUGUCUAAAUUCCUCGAGGCCCUCGGCUACAAGAAGGCCGAUCUUACCUUCAUGCCCAUCUCCGCCCAGCGAACUAUGGGUGUCAAGGACCGUGUCCCGAAGGAGCUUGCCCCCUGGUACGAUGGUCCCUCGCUCAUUGAGUACCUCACGGACAUGAAGAUGCCCGAGCGUAAGAUCAACGCACCUUUCAUGAUGCCCAUCACGGCGAAGUACCGUGACAUGGGUACGAUGAUCGAAGGCCGCAUCGAGUCCGGUGUUGUUAAGAAGAACUCGUCCUGUAUCAUGAUGCCCAACCGCUCGGAGAUCCAGAUCGCCGCCCUUUACGGCGAGACUGAGGACGAGAUCGCCACCGCUACCUGCGGUGACCAGGUCCGUAUGCGUCUCCGUGGCGUGGAAGAAGAAGAUAUCCUUCCUGGAUUCGUGCUCUGCUCGCCCAAGCGUCUGGUGCACACCGUGUCCAGCUUCGAGGCCAAGAUCCGAAUUCUGGACCUGAAGAGCAUCCUCACUGCCGGUUACAACUGCGUUAUGCACGUGCACUCCGCCGUCGAGGAGGUUACUUUCGGCGCUCUCCUGCACAAGUGUGAGCCCGGUACUGGCCGCAAGAGCAAGCGCCCCCCUCCGUUCGCCAGCAAGGGCCAGACCAUCAUUGCUCGUCUCGACGUCAUCAGCACCGCCGGUGCAGUGUGUGUUGAGCGCUUCGAGGAUUACAACCAAAUGGGACGAUUCACUCUGCGUGACCAGGGACAAACCGUUGCCAUCGGUAUGAUCACCAAGCUCCUUACGAACGAAGACAAGUAAAGGUGCAUGAAUUAGAAAGCCUCGGGCAUUUGCCAUACAACGAAUCUAUUAUAUUGAGCCAUCUUGCGGAGAGUUCACGUUGCGGCUGUGGACAGGAAGGGAUGGGUGGGCAGAGGCUGGGUAAUGAUAUCUCAGGACUACCCUGCCUUGGUUGACGAUGAUGAAUUCUCUUUUGCAUCUUUUCCUAUAGAUAUCAGUCCUUGCUUUCGCUUUCGUUUGAAGUUUAAAAAAAAGUGAUUGGUUUCUCCAAGACUUUUCUGCUCAUUCACACUCACUCCCCCUAGCCCAUCAAUCAUGAAGUUCGUAAGAAACAAUAAAAGGUAUCCAUACACAGGAAAUCCCCUACUUUUCAUCCAACAUCACCACCAGAUAGACAGCCAAAUCACCGCUUCUUCUUCCCCACCACCUUCGUGAACCCAUCAUCAUCAACCUCCGG